Molecule: messenger RNA, 986 nt
Organism: Centropristis striata (black sea bass)
Lineage: Eukaryota; Metazoa; Chordata; Actinopteri; Perciformes; Serranidae
Product: microfibril-associated glycoprotein 4-like
Exons: 6
Coding region: 1-735 (244 amino acids)
Biological process (GO): elastic fiber assembly
Source: RefSeq, a predicted model, not a curated record
AUGAAGACAUCUCGUCUGUUCCAGCUGGUAUCAGUCAUCCUCCUCCUUGCUCCACUGUUGACCAGCUGCCAGAAGUUUGGCCAACCUGUGGACUGCAGUGAGAUCCAUCACCAUGACAACACCCAAUCCAGUGGCGUGUACUGCAUCUAUCCUGCUGGAGACAGGUCUGCUGUCCUGGUGUACUGUGACAUGGAGUCAUUUGGAGGAGGGUGGACGGGGUUCCAGAGGAGGAUGGACGGCUCGGUUAACUUCUACAGGCCCUGGGAUCAAUACAAGGUCGGCUUUGGUAACGCUGCUGGAGAGCACUGGCUAGGUCUUGACAACAUCCACUACCUAACAAACCACCAAAAUUAUGAGCUGCUGGUGGACAUGGAGGACUUUGAGGGAGCAACUGUGUCGGCUCGGUACACUUCGUUCUCCGUUGGUGCAGAAUGUCACGGAUACAAACUCAGUGUGUCUGGGUUCAUCGAUGGGGGGGCAGGAAACGCCCUGAGUCAUCACAAUGGACGAAAGUUUUCCACCCUAGACAAAGACCAGGACAACUCGCCCCACCACUGUGCCAGAUUAUACCUGGGGGCCUUCUGGUACGGUAGUUGUCACAAAACAAACCCCAACGGGGUUUACCGUUGGGGGGCUGAUGGCACUAUCUAUGGUGUUGGAGUGGACUGGAAGUUUUGGAAGGGUUAUGACUACUCCCUGAAGACCAUCAGCAUGAAAAUCCGUCCUGUGCAUUAAUUCUCCAGGACCAAUUUACAGCAGAAUAUCAGCUGAUGAUCUCUUGUGAUUUCUUUCUCUUUCUCUCAUUAAAUAAUACAUCUAAAAUUUGAUUAUGCUGUCUGUGGUGGCUCAAAUCAGAUUGUAGAAAAUCAUAAAAAUUGCAGUAAGGACAAAUAAUUAUGCACUGGUAUUCGUAGUUAUUCCACAGAAUAAAGAGAAUAAGCUGUUGCUGCUGUACGUUGACAAUAAAUGAUAAUCUGAGCAGAAAG